AAAGCAGGCUCCCUUCAUUUGCGAACUUUCACCAUGCUGAGGCGGGACGUAGAGCCAGACUGCCACUGGUCGGCCUGACGUGUGACGUUUCUUUUCUGCGACAGUUUCCCAAGGUGCCUCGCUCCCAGCGGCACAGACCGGAGCUCCAAGCGAGGCAAGAUGGCGGACGUGCUGGAUCUUCACGAGGCGGGGGGAGAGGAUUUCGCCAUGGAUGAGGAUGGGGACGAAAGCAUUCACAAACUGAAAGAAAAAGCGAAGAAACGGAAGGGUCGUGGCUUUGGUUCCGAGGGCUCCCGAGCGCGGAUGCGGGAGGAUUAUGAUAGCGUGGAGCAGGACGGCGAUGAACCUGGACCGCAGCGCUCUGUUGAAGGAUGGAUUCUCUUUGUUACUGGAGUUCAUGAGGAAGCCACUGAAGAAGACAUCCAUGAUAAAUUCGCGGAAUAUGGAGAAAUAAAAAAUAUCCACCUCAACUUGGAUAGGCGUACAGGAUACUUGAAGGGGUAUACUCUAGUUGAGUAUGAAACAUACAAAGAGGCUCAGGCUGCCAUGGAGGGACUCAAUGGUCAAGAUUUGAUGGGACAGCCAAUCAGCGUGGACUGGUGUUUUGUUCGGGGUCCACCAAAGAGCAAGAGGAGAGGUGGCCGAAGACGCAGCAGGAGUCCAGACCGGAGACGUCGCUGAUAGGUCCUCUGUUGCCCAAGUGGUCUCUCCAGGAUUCCAUUUGGUUAUGCUGCCUUGGAUAAAUAGGGCUGGGGUAGAACUUGUGUUUAUAUUUAAUAUCUUACCCUGUCUAUUUAGUAUUUCUUUUGAACCAAAAAAAUAAAUGUUCCAUUAUUGUUUUCUACA
Molecule: messenger RNA, 846 nt
Organism: Nannospalax galili (Upper Galilee mountains blind mole rat)
Lineage: Eukaryota; Metazoa; Chordata; Mammalia; Rodentia; Spalacidae
Gene: Rbm8a
Product: RNA binding motif protein 8A
Exons: 6
Coding region: 160-681 (173 amino acids)
Biological process (GO): RNA splicing
Cellular component (GO): exon-exon junction complex; nucleus; cytoplasm
Molecular function (GO): mRNA binding
Source: RefSeq, a predicted model, not a curated record